AACUGAAGUUUACCGGCUGGUAACAUUAAAGAUAUUAACCCUUUUUAUAUCCGUAAAAUAAUAAUAAUAAUUUGAAAGAUUUAUUGCGUCGUUUGAGUUAAAGCUGCAAAUAAUCAACUAAGUCCUCCAUCUGUUAAUUCUAAGAUUUUGGCUAACGGGAUAUAACAUUGAUCUAGUCUCUGCAAAUGUCUACAAUUUAUUUAAUCUAAUCUGAAAUAUGAACAGAAAACCACACCAGGUUUCACAACAUUAAGUCAUAAUCAGUUGAAAUACUGUUUUACAAAAAAAUGCCUCCUUGCUGCUCCUUCUGGAUUUUUGAGGGGCACCUGGGAAAUUCAAGCAGCAUGUGGCCCGUAGUGUGGACUGCGAUGCGGACCUACGCGCCGUAUGUCACCUUCCCUGUCGCUUUCAUGGUCGGCGCUGUGGGCUACCACCUGGAGUGGUUCAUCAGAGGCACUCCAAAGCCUCGGGAGGAAGAGAAGAGCAUCUUGGAACUGAGGGAGGAAAGAAAGUUGCAGGAACAGGUGGGAACAGACGGCACUCAAGUGCUUAGCCUUAAAGAGAAACUGGAGUUCACGCCCAAAGCUGCUCUCAACAGGAACAGAUCUGAGAAGAGCUAACUCGUGUCGCGACAGACUUUUUUUUAUUUCCCUUUUCCAUCAAGAGGAUGGUUCCCUGGGAACCGAAGAGGUGAACCAGAGAACAAAAAAUCACCCAGUGUUCUACUCACCUGAGUAGUUUUCACUUGUCAUCUCCCGGCCGUCAGUAAACACAUAAAACCAAACACACUCUUGCUAUUCUUUGUAAUCAGGUAAAAAUCUUCUUUCGGUGAAUUUUCAUAAGAUUUGACGAUGCAUACGUGAACAUUUCAAUCAAGCCACUCUAAUAACAUAUUUAUUGAACCUUUAAGUGUUUAACUAAUUGAUUGUUUUUACUUGCUCCUCUCCACUUACAGAAAAAAUUGUUUAUUCUUGUCAUAUUUCAGCAGUAUGAGCCAGAUAUUAUUGUGGCUUCAUGAUUAAGUCACUCAAAUGUUUUUUGUUUUUUUUUUUGUUUUGUUUUUUGUAGUUUCAUUCAAAGAUAUUCCCAAGAUAAAUGUUUCUCAAAGUGAUUGUCCUUUAAUCUUUUCUGAAUGUUAGAAAAGAAGUAGUAAUUAUCUUGCUGGAAGUGGGAAAAGGAUGGCUCUUUGUUGUUCCUUUUAUCUCAUCUGGCCUUUGAAGGUGUGUGGCUAAACAAGACAGCAGUACAGGAGGUUUUGUUGGAGCUGUAAGGUUUUUAGGCGUUUUAUUUGUAACCUGAACAUGAUGCUUUCAUUUUAGAAAGUCUGGAUGGUUCAUGAGAAAUGAUAUGAAAUAAAGGAAAUCUAUGUUCAUAAAUUGAAAAA
This is a messenger RNA of Gambusia affinis (western mosquitofish), 1384 nucleotides long. It is a transcript of the gene smim12, whose product is annotated as small integral membrane protein 12. Bases 288 to 620 code for a protein of 110 amino acids. The transcript is spliced from 2 exons. The record is from RefSeq and is a predicted model, not a curated record. Lineage: Eukaryota; Metazoa; Chordata; Actinopteri; Cyprinodontiformes; Poeciliidae.